AUGAAUCAGUGUGAGGACAAAGAGCAGGAAGUCCGUCCCUCUAAAACCGCUCUGUGUGGAGGACAUGACGGACAGACCGAAGCUCAGAGCCCAGAACAGCAACGGCACACAGCAGACCCUCCUGAACCUGGACCUGAACCUGAACCUGAACCUGCACCUGAACCCAGCUGUUUGUCUUUAAAGAGUGACAGCUCGAAGGAUUUUUUCAUUGAUUUUAAACAACAACAUAUAUCUGACAGAAGAGUCGACCAGGAGAGCUCAGAAGUUCCCAGUGGUCAAUCAGCCCAGCAGCAACAAACGCACCUGGAUUCCAUAUUUAUGCUGCUGCAGGAGAACAUUGUCACUUUUGUGAAGUAUGAGCUGAAGAAGAUCCAGAGGGUUCUGAGUCCAGUUAACCCCCCAGACAGUCAGAGAGAGGAUAAGGAGGUGUUGGAUGGUGAGGAUGAGGAGCAGAGGAGGAGCAGCAGAGAGGCAUUUCUUAUUAUCACACUGCACUUCCUGAGGCGAAUGAAGUAUGAGGAGCUGGCUGACUGUCUGCAAUGCAGAAGUCCUGACAGGGUUUGUCAGCGUAAACUAAAAUCUAACCUGAAGACGAAGUUCCAGUGUCUGUUUGAGGGUAUUGCUAAAGCAGGAAACCCAACCCUUCUGAAUCAGAUCUACACAGAGCUCUAUGUCACAGAGGGGGAUACUGGAAAGACCAAUAAUGAACAUGAAGUAAGACAGAUUGAAACAGCGUCCAGGAAAAGUGCAGAAAGCACAAUCAGACCAGAGGACAUCUUUAAACCCUCACCUGGAAGAGAUGAACCAAUCAGAACAGUGAUGUCAAAGGGCGUGGCUGGCAUUGGGAAAACAGUCCUAACACAGAAGUUCACUCUGGACUGGGCUGAAGACAAAACCAACCACGACAUACAGUUCACAUUUCCAUUCGCUUUCAGAGAGCUGAAUGUGUUGAAAGAGAAAAAGUACAGCUUGGUGGACCUUGUUCAUCACUUCUUUACUGGAACCAAAGAAGCAGGAAUCUGCAGCUUUGAAGAGUUGCAGGUUGUGUUCAUCUUUGACGGUCUGGAUGAGUGUCGACUUCCUUUGGAUUUCCAUAACAAUGAGAUCCUAACUGAUGCUACAAAGUCCACAUCAGUGGAUGUGCUGCUGACAAACCUCAUCAGGGGGAAACUGCUUCCCUCUGCUCGCCUCUGGAUAACCACACGACCUGCAGCAGCCAAUCAGAUCCCCCCUGAGUGUGUUGACUUGGUGACAGAGAUCAGGGGUUUCACUGACCCACGGAAGGAGGAGUACUUCAGGAAGAGAUUCAGAGAUGAGGAGCAGGCCAAAAGAAUCAUCUCCCACAUCAAGACAUCACGAAGCCUCCACAUCAUGUGCCACAUCCCGGUCUUCUGCUGGAUCACUGCCACAGUUCUCGAGGAUGUAUUAAAGACCAGAGGGGUAAGAGAGUUGCCCAAGACCCUGACUGAGAUGUACAUCCACUUUCUGGUGGUUCAGUUGAAACUUAAGAAUAUCAAGUAUGAUGGAGGAGCUGAGUCAGAUCCACACUGGACUCCAGAGAGCAGGAAGAUGAUUGAGUCUCUGGGAAAACUGUCUUUUGAGCAGCUGCAGAAAGGAAACCUGAUCUUCUACGAAUCAGACCUGACAGAGUGUGGCAUCGAUAUCAGAGCAGCCUCAGUGUACUCAGGAGUGUUCACACAGAUCUUUAAAGAGGAGCGAGGACUGUACCAGGACAAGGUGUUCUGCUUCGUCCAUCUGAGUGUUCAGGAGUUUCUGGCUGCUCUUCAUGUCCAUCUGACCUUCACCAACUCUGGUGUCAAUCUGCUGUCAGAAGAACAGUCAAGCUCCCAAAAGGCUGAAACGAGAAAAGAUGAAUCUGCAGAGAUACACUUCUACCAGAGUGCUGUGGACAAGGCCUUACUAAGUCCAAAUGGACACCUGGACUUGUUCCUUCGAUUUCUCCUGGGUCUUUCACUGCAGACCAAUCAGACUCUCCUACAAGGCCUGCUGACACAGACAGGAAGUGUCCCGAAAACCAGUCAAGAAACAGUUGAGUACAUCAAGAAGAAGAUCGAAGAGACUCUCUCUGCAGAGGAAAGCAUCAAUCUGUUCCACUGUCUGAAUGAACUGAAUGAUAGUUCUCUAGUGGAACAGAUCCAACAGUCCCUGAGUUCAAAAAGAUUCUCCACAGAUAAACUGUCUCCUGCUCAGUGGUCAGCUCUGGUCUUCAUCUUACUGUCAUCAGAAAAAGAUCUGGACGUGUUUGACCUGAAGAAAUACUCUGCUUCAGAGGAGGCUCUCCUGAGGCUGCUGCCAGUGGUCAAAGCCUCCAAGAAAGCUCUGUUGAGCGGCUGUAACCUCUCCCAGAGGAGCUGUGAAGCUCUGUCUUCUGUUUUUAGCUCCCCGUCCUCUACUCUGAGAAAGCUGGACCUGAGCAACAACAACCUGCAGGAUUCAGGAGUCAAGCUGCUGUCGGCUGGACUGCAGAGUCCUCACUGUACACUGGAAACUCUCAGGCUGUCAGGCUGUCUGAUCACAGAGGAUGGCUGUGCUUCUCUGGCCUCAGCUCUGAGCUCCAACCCCUCCCACCUGAGAAAACUGGACCUGAGAUACAAUCAUGCAGGAGACGCAGGAGUGAAGCUGCUGUCUGCUGGACUGGAGGCGCCACACUGGAGACUGGACACUCUCAGGGUGGAGCCUGCUGGAGUCCGAUGGUUGAGACCAGGUCUGAGGAAGUAUUCCUGUGAACUCACACUCGACACAAACACAGUACACAGACACCUCAAACUGUCUGACAGCAACAGGAAGGUGACGUUUGUGGAGGAGGAUCAGUCUUAUCCUGAUCAUCCAGACAGGUUUGACUACAAGCCGCAGCUGCUGUGUCGAAAUGGUCUGACUGGUCGCUGUUACUGGGAGGUCGAGUGGAGAGGAGGAGUUGAUAUAUCAGUGACUUACAGAGGAAUCAGAAGGAGAGGAAACAGUGAAGACUGCGACUUCGGAUUGAAUGAUCAGUCAUGGAGCAUGAUCUGCUCCGGCGGUGGUUACUUUGUCUGGCACAAUAACAGAAGAACGUCCAUCUCCUCCUCCUCUGUCUCGAACAGAGUAGCGGUGUAUGUGGACUGGCCUUCUGGUGCUCUGUCCUUCUACAGAGUCUCCUCUGACACACUGAUCCACCUCCACACCUUCAACACCACAUUCACUGAACCUCUUUAUGCUGGGUUUGGGUUUGGAGCCUUGUCUAGUUCCUAUGGUUCCUCUGUGUCUCUGUGUUCUUUGUAG
Chelmon rostratus (copperband butterflyfish) is the source of this 3279-nucleotide messenger RNA. RefSeq names its product protein NLRC3-like. Lineage: Eukaryota; Metazoa; Chordata; Actinopteri; Chaetodontiformes; Chaetodontidae. The coding region runs from base 1 to 3279 and encodes 1092 amino acids. The transcript has 9 exons. Gene Ontology annotation, molecular function: protein binding. The record is from RefSeq and is a predicted model, not a curated record.